AUGCUGAACAAUCUGGAGGAAGGAGUCAAGGUCGUGGAAGUUUUAGAGGCAGAGGAAGGGGAUGAGGCAGACAAACCUUCAACAGGGCCACAGUGCAAAGAGAAGGAGGCAAACUGUGCAGAGACUCGAGAAGAGAUGUUGCUGACGGCUUAUGUGAAUAUGAAUAAGGCCAAUAUAGAAGAUAUGUGGUUCCUUGACUCGGGAUGUAGCAAUCAUAUGUGUGGGAAGAAGGGAUAUUUUUCAGAUUUUGAUGGAAGUUUUAGAGAUUCAGUGAAGCUGGACAACUACUCAAGCAUGGUUGUAACAAGAAAGGGUAAUGUACGGCUGCAAGUGAAUGGAAUCAUACAGAUAAUCACAGGAGUGUUCUAUGUGCCAGAGCUGAAGAACAAUUUGUUCAGUAUUGGGAAAUUGCAAGCAAAGUGGCUUACCAUUUUGUUUCAAAAUGGAACGUGCAAGAUGUUUCAUCCUGAGAGGCUUAAUCAUGGAAACAAAGAUGUCUUGGAAUCGAAUGCUAGAACAUUUUCAAUGCGAAUGUCAAAGCAAAGAGAAGGAGGCAAACUGUGCAGAGACUCGAGAANCAGACUCUAUGAUUCAACUUCACAAAGGUUCAUAAUAAGUAGGGAUGUUGUAUUCAAGGAAGAUAAGAGUUGGGACUUCGAUAAGACCUAUGAAGAAUCCAUUAUGUGCGAUCUGGAAUGGGGUGAUCAAGAGGAGGCAGCAGAUGUGUUUGAUGAAAAUGAAGAAGGGAGUGAAUAUGGUAUAGAAGCUGCAGAGGAAAAUACUGCACAGGAAAAUAUUUCCUCCAGCUCUUUAGCUGAAGCAAGCUUUCCUAGUUCGACUAAGGAGAGGAAUAGGAAACUACCAGUUUGGAUGAGAGACUAUGCAUCAGGAGAAGAUCUUUAUGAAGAAGAUAAUGAAGCUCACUUGGCCAUGUCUACCACUACUGAGAGUGAGAAAUGGAAGCAAGCCAUGGAUCUGGAAAGGAAGCAAUAA
Cucurbita pepo subsp. pepo (vegetable marrow) is the source of this 993-nucleotide messenger RNA. The record is from RefSeq and is a predicted model, not a curated record. Lineage: Eukaryota; Viridiplantae; Streptophyta; Magnoliopsida; Cucurbitales; Cucurbitaceae.